GUGAAUAUGAGAGUGGGAAUUCACACCGGAACUGUUCUCUGUGGGAUUGUUGGUACAGUACGUUUCAAAUUUGACGUCUGGUCUAACGAUGUGACCCUGGCCAACAUCAUGGAGUCUACUGGCGAGCCCGGAAAGGUCCACAUCUCUGAGGCUACCCGGGAGUUCCUGGUGGACGAUUACGACAUGGUUGAAGGCGAGGAAGUAGCAGAAAGACGACGUAAACUGGUUGAGGAGAGAUACAUUUCGGCACAUCUAUCCUGUGU
This is a messenger RNA of Candidula unifasciata, 263 nucleotides long. NCBI's taxonomy places the organism in Eukaryota, Metazoa, Mollusca, Gastropoda, Stylommatophora, Geomitridae. The record is from the annotation of a GenBank genome assembly.